CGCAGCCGCCGCUCUCACGAAGCUGCGACAGCGUGGCGUCCAGCGCGUCGUGGCCGCCUUCCGUCGCGUCGGUCGGCGACAGCUUGCUUGAGGACGGUGCCGACGUGCGGGCAGUGCAGCGAGAUGUGACCCUGCGCAGUCUGCUAGACACACUUGCUGCUUCUGCUGCUUGUAGCAGUGUGCCGGAGAGAGUGCUGCAUCCUCUAUUGCCAGCAGCAGCAGUAACAACAGCAGGAGGUGUGGUGCUGGCGUCAGCGCAGCAACACGAAUCACACGAAUCGGGCGCUGCAGCGAGUGCGUCAGCACAACAAACGCUUCUACCGCUAGCAGUAGAGCUUUGUCGCGUGGUACGCCCCUUCGCGCGACGGCUGCUGCUGCUGCUCACACAGGAGAGCGGUGGCCACGCCAGCGUGACACCCAACACAUGCGCGGAAGCUGUCAACUGCGUCUUAGAGUCGGAAGGGGUUCGGGGCGUGCGUGCAACGCGACGUCUCUGCCGUCACAUCGCCGUAAUGCACGGCGUGUUGGAGGAUGAGGGGCAGAGAAACGAGACGGUGCCAUACGCCAGUUUUGUGGCCAGCGUGGUGCAGUUGGCGGAAGAGGCGUGA
This is a messenger RNA of Trypanosoma grayi, 608 nucleotides long. RefSeq lists its product as hypothetical. The record is from RefSeq and is a predicted model, not a curated record. The annotation marks the transcript as partial. The transcript has a single exon. NCBI's taxonomy places the organism in Eukaryota, Euglenozoa, Kinetoplastea, Trypanosomatida, Trypanosomatidae.